Messenger RNA from Coniosporium apollinis CBS 100218, 1125 nucleotides. RefSeq lists its product as uncharacterized. The record is from RefSeq and is a predicted model, not a curated record. The coding region runs from base 1 to 1125 and encodes 374 amino acids. Gene Ontology annotation, cellular component: nucleus. The transcript has a single exon. Gene Ontology annotation, biological process: regulation of cell cycle. Lineage: Eukaryota; Fungi; Ascomycota; Dothideomycetes.
AUGCCGCCCUCCCCCUCACCCAAAGACCUCCAAACCCUGCGCACCCAAACAACCACCCUCUCCACCCUCCUAACGCAUUAUCUCUCUCUCCUCUCGCCCACCUCCACCACCGCGCCAACUCCACCUCCAACACUGCCCCCAAACCCGCCACCUCACCUCCCCGUCCUUGCAGACGCAGCCAAACUCCUCAAAGCGCACACAACGAAGCUAGGCCUACUCCUCCUCAACAAGCCCUUUUCGCCGACCGCAAUAGCGAAGGUACUGGCCGAGGUCAGCGCAACGUGCCUCCCGGCCAUGAUGUCCGCGGUGCAGAUUUGCGAUGCGCGGAGCGAGGUCUGGGGAGCUGUCAUGGUGGCGGAGGUGCGGGCAAGAGUGAGGAGGGUGGUUGUGGAGGUGCGGGGGUUGGUGGGGGAGGUGGAGAGCCAGCUUGAAGACAUCGCUCCGGCUGGCAGCAGUAACGGGGUAAACGGGGAUGGGGAGAAGAGGGAGGGGAGGGAUACGUUGGCGACUACGGGGGUGGUGUGGGAGGCUUGCGAUGCGUUGAGUGAGUUGGCGACGCUGGGUGUGGUGGGGUUGGUGGUUAAGAAGGCGGAGCAGUAUCGCGCGACGUUGCUGGAUGCGGUUGCGGAGUUGAAGGAGUGGGGCGAGGAUGAGGGGGACGACGAGGAUGGAGAGGAGGGGAAAUGGAGCGGUGAUGACGAAGAGGAUGACUUCGACAACGCGUUCGAUGCGCCGAAGCUUCCGAGAGGUCAGAAGGAGCUACGCGCUCAGCUUGAGGCGGCGCUCAAGAAGCUGAAGAUGGUGGGGAUGUUGUAUCAGGCGCUUGCUAAGAGGAGGUUGAAGACGUUUCCAUUUAGUGGUACUACGGCUGGAGAUUGGUCGGGUGAUGCCUGGUCGAUGGGCAUAUUAGAUCGGGUGAUGGAGACACUGAAAAGCAUCCCGGAGAGCGUGGACGAACUGGCAAGCGCUUUUUACGAAUUGGAUGCGGUCGAGGCGAAGAAGCGCCUAGAGGAAUGCUGUAAAGAUGCAGUGGCCGCGAAGGAUUUGGUGGCGCAGAAUUGGGAGGGAGAAGAAGACGAGUUUACAACUUGGUCGCAAAAGUGGAACCAGGCUCUGAGUUCCUAA